GCAAACAGAAGUCUCAUAUCAGAGGCAUACGUCGUAGUAUAAGAUGGCUGCGUUAGCAAUUCAAGCAAUUGAGGCUUACAAUGAGACAAUGUAUAGACCCGAUCCGAGGUCCCUGGCCUACCCACUGAUCGAGUCUCAUGCCUUCAACGUGUGCAGCACACUUCUGUAUCUAUUUAUUGUUAUUUUUGCCGGGCCGCGGUACAUGAAAAAUAGGAAAGCUUUCGAUCUACGAAAAGCUAUAGUUGUUUAUAAUCUUACCAUGGUUGUUGUUUCGGCAUGGAUGGUAUACGAGUUUUUGGCUGCCGGUUGGGCAACUGGCUAUUCAUUAACGUGUCAGAAAGUCGACUACAGUACGUCACCCAAAGGUCUACGAAUGCUCCGUGUUUGCUACGUGUAUUGGUUAUCUAAACACGUCGAGUUUUUAGAUACGUAUUUUUUCAUUGCGCGCAAGAAGACGCAACAGAUUACAUUUCUACAUGUGUUCCACCAUACGAUAAUGGCAUACACAUGGUGGUACGGAGUUAAGUUCGCUGCAGGUGGCCUUGGGACAUUUCAUGCUCCUUUGAAUUCCUUUGUUCAUGUCAUCAUGUAUUUCUAUUAUGGAAUGGCUGCAUUGGGUCCGACAUACAGAAAAUAUAUUUGGUGGAAGAAAUACGUAACUGCUAUUCAAUUGAUUCAGUUUGUGAUUAUCUUUACUCACAUUAUGAACAUUCUGCUGUUCCAAAACUGCGAGUAUCCGCCAAUCUUGAAGUAUAUCGUUCUUGCUUAUUGCUGCUCUUUUUUCGUUUUGUUCACGAACUUUUGGAUACAAAACUACAGUAAGAAGUCUACGAAGAACUUACCAUCAGACAAAGAACAACAACGAGUCAAAGCAGAAUAAAUGAGA
Molecule: messenger RNA, 886 nt
Organism: Ciona intestinalis (vase tunicate)
Lineage: Eukaryota; Metazoa; Chordata; Ascidiacea; Phlebobranchia; Cionidae
Product: very long chain fatty acid elongase 7-like
Biological process (GO): fatty acid elongation, monounsaturated fatty acid; very long-chain fatty acid biosynthetic process; sphingolipid biosynthetic process
Cellular component (GO): endoplasmic reticulum membrane
Molecular function (GO): fatty acid elongase activity
Source: RefSeq, a predicted model, not a curated record